AUGACAUCAGAAGUUUUCAACACAACCUUAAUACAAAACCACCUUCAUCAGACAUCAACAACACUCAAAAGCAUACAUAGAUUUCUCACAAUAAUCUCAACAUUGACUUAUUGCAUCCUCUCAUCAACUCCCCUGAGCAACAAUCAUAGAUAUGCAACGACAUCGACAAUAAAAACUCAAUCAGAAGCAAUUUCGAAUCUCAGCAGAAUCGAAGAAGGGAAGAGAGGAUUGAAUCCCAUACCUGAGAGUGUCACCGUCUCUGUCGAUUUGAACUUAUCGCUGCUGUACCAGAAAUCACCAUCGUCGAUCGAAACCAAGGGGGAUUUCAUGAAAGUGUUGAGAGAUGGUGAUGAACCGUGA
Vicia faba (fava bean) is the source of this 360-nucleotide messenger RNA. The record is from the annotation of a GenBank genome assembly. NCBI's taxonomy places the organism in Eukaryota, Viridiplantae, Streptophyta, Magnoliopsida, Fabales, Fabaceae.